Messenger RNA from Callithrix jacchus (white-tufted-ear marmoset), 1834 nucleotides. It is a transcript of the gene HNRNPAB, whose product is annotated as heterogeneous nuclear ribonucleoprotein A/B. Gene Ontology annotation, biological process: regulation of gene expression. The record is from RefSeq and is a predicted model, not a curated record. Gene Ontology annotation, molecular function: RNA binding. Gene Ontology annotation, cellular component: nucleoplasm; chromatin. NCBI's taxonomy places the organism in Eukaryota, Metazoa, Chordata, Mammalia, Primates, Cebidae.
GUUGCGAAGUGGGGGCCCCCGGCUCCGGCAUUAUAAAGAGCGCCACGAGUCGGCAUUGUCAGGCGGCAGCACCGCGCGGGCGGGAGCUCGGUUGUGGGCCGUUGCGUCCUUGUGCGGUCGCGGCUCGGGAGAAGAAGACGCAGCUGGAAGAGCUCCGUCGCGUGACGGAGGGGAGGCAUCAGCAGCGCGAGCUUGAGUGCAGCCGAGCCCGCGGCGCCUUCUCCGGAGGGUGGGGACGAGCGGGCCCCGCGGCGUCAUCGGCGGCGAGGAGCCGCCGCGCUUCGGCCUAGGAUGUCGGAAGCGGGCGAGGAGCAGCCCAUGGAGACGACGGGCGCUACCGAGAACGGACACGAGGCCGCCCCCGAAGGCGAGUCGCCGGCCGGGGCUGGCGCGGGCGCCACGGCAGGGGCUGGCGGCGCGACCGUGGCGCCCCCGAGCGGGAAUCAGAACGGUGCCGAGGGUGACCAGAUCAACGCCAGCAAGAACGAGGAAGAUGCGGGAAAAAUGUUCGUUGGUGGCCUGAGCUGGGAUACCAGCAAAAAAGAUUUAAAAGACUAUUUUACUAAAUUUGGAGAGGUGGUUGACUGUACAAUAAAAAUGGAUCCCAACACUGGACGGUCAAGAGGGUUUGGGUUUAUCCUGUUCAAAGAUGCGGCCAGUGUGGAGAAGGUUCUAGACCAGAAGGAGCACAGGUUGGAUGGCCGUGUCAUUGACCCUAAAAAGGCCAUGGCUAUGAAGAAGGACCCGGUGAAGAAAAUCUUUGUCGGGGGUCUGAAUCCUGAAGCCACUGAGGAAAAGAUCAGGGAGUACUUCGGCGAUUUUGGGGAGAUUGAGGCCAUUGAACUUCCAAUGGAUCCUAAGUUGAACAAAAGACGAGGUUUUGUGUUUAUCACCUUUAAAGAAGAAGAACCUGUAAAGAAGGUUCUGGAGAAAAAGUUUCAUACUAUCAGUGGAAGCAAGUGUGAGAUCAAGGUGGCCCAGCCUAAAGAAGUUUAUCAGCAGCAGCAGUAUGGCUCUGGGGGCCGUGGAAACCGCAACCGAGGGAACCGAGGCAGCGGAGGCGGUGGUGGAGGUGGAGGUCAGAGUCAGAGUUGGAAUCAGGGCUACGGCAACUACUGGAACCAGGGCUACGGCUACCAGCAGGGCUACGGGCCUGGCUAUGGCGGCUACGACUACUCGCCCUAUGGCUAUUACGGCUACGGCCCCGGCUACGACUACAGUCAGGGUAGUACAAACUACGGCAAGAGCCAGCGACGUGGUGGCCAUCAGAAUAACUACAAGCCAUACUGAGGCGGCAGCAGGAGCGACCAACUGACUGCACACAUGCUUUGUUUGGAUAUGGAGUGAACACAAUUAUGUACCAAAUUUAACUUGACAAACUUUCUAUGGCCUGUCCCAUGUGCAUCUUAUUUAAAAUUUCCCCCAUGGAAAUCACUCUCCUGUUUACUAUUUCCAGAGCUCUAGCUGUUUAGGCAGGGUGUGGUGUCUGAGAGGCCAGAGUGGCAUUAUGGGCUGAUUUUUAUUACCAGGUCCCCCAGAACCAGAUGGGAGGCUCUGCUUCCUGCUGCUGCUCUGCAGCCUGGACCUGUGGACCCUGGUUGUAAAGAGCAAAUUAUAUCUUAUUAGGAAACCAGUGUCACCUUUUUUUCACCUUUUAAUUUUAUAUUAUUUGUGUCAUACAUUUCCUGUAAUGGAAGUGUUAAUUUUACUGUACUUUUUGGUACCUUUUGGGAAUCUAAUGUAUUGUAAGGUAUUUUACACGUGUCCUGAUUUUGCCACAACCUGGAUAUUAAAGCUAUCCAAGCUUUUGAAAUAAAAAUUUAAAAAUCCCCAA